This is a messenger RNA of Naegleria fowleri, 3087 nucleotides long. RefSeq lists its product as uncharacterized. The transcript is spliced from 2 exons. The record is from RefSeq and is a predicted model, not a curated record. The coding region runs from base 1 to 3087 and encodes 1028 amino acids. NCBI's taxonomy places the organism in Eukaryota, Heterolobosea, Eutetramitea, Acrasida, Naegleriidae. Gene Ontology annotation, molecular function: protein binding.
AUGUCUCAACAGGCAACAACUGCAUCGAUGAGUGGCUCCACUCCCCAUUCAAGCAGCAACAUCUCUUAUCAACAACUACCACAACAACCUGCUCAUCUCAUCAACCCUAUCUAUACGAAAAAGCAAAAACAACGUCUGAUAUCCAUCCGAACGAGAAACAAACGAAAACUCCCUCUCAAUGAAUCCAUCAUCUUUUUAAUUUUCUCUUUUAUGGACGGAAUUGAUAUUGAAAGUUGCUGCAAAGCAAGUCAUAUCUUCCAAAAUGUUGCCACGGAUGAGAGUAAAUUCUUGGAAUACUUUAUCAACAAGUAUGAUCCCUACACCACUUUUUAUCAUGACUACAAUCGAGUGAUUGUUCCAGCUGCUUCUUCGAGUGGCCAACAACAACAACAACCAUCAACAACAGGUAGUACUCCUUCGACACCCAUUGGAACCACUUCUGGCUCUUCAGGAUCAUCAACAACAACGAAUGGAGUUUCCGCCAAUAACCCUCCAGUGUUGUCUUCAUCUCCUUUGUCAGCCACGAUGCAGCCACUCACUCCCACUCUUUCCUAUUCUUCAUUCUCAACCUUGUUGCCGCCUGUAUCAUCAAUCAACAAUAAUUUGGAACAAUCACAACAACAGGGAUCACCCGUUAGCAAUAAUAGUGAUACAAGUCAUUCUUGCAUUAUUUCACCUGCACUGAUUCAAAAAGAGGAGCGCGAAUAUUACAAACGACCUCGAUGUAACUGGAGAAAUGCUGUCAAAUAUCGUGAACAAAUGCAACGCUUGUAUAGAUGUGGACAAGUACAUCUCAUGAAAGUUUACACACAACCCGAUCUCAAAAUUUUAACUCUGAGUUCUUCAAGCUUGAAGGAAGCCAUUAAGGGCAAAGGUUGGAUCGAUAUUGACAAUUCAACUCAUGCAAAUAAUGACAAUGUUUCAUCGGCUUCAUCACAAAACAAGUUGGAUCAAUCAUCUUUGGAAGACUCGGAGUCAAACAAAGUCACCAUUUUGAAUACCUCAGUGAGGCCAACCCUUGGAAAGCGCACAGUUUACGUCAGUGACGAAGAAGAGGUACGAAAAGAAAAAGAAAAACUUGAAAAGGAACGAGAGCGACUUGUCGAUGAAUUCGGAGGAAUUAUGAAUUAUUCUUCAACCAAUACGGAAGACUGGAAGAGUAAUGGCUUUCAUCUUAUGGACGUUCGUUUAUUGGAUGGAAGAGUUAUACUUAAUACUCGUAAAAACUUUAGACAUACUACCAAACCAUUCAAGCAUCAUUUCUCAUACGACUUACUUACCUAUUCUCUCUAUAGUGCCAAAGAUUCUCAUGUUGCAAAUAGACUAACAGGGCAAAGAAAACAAAUUCUGAAUAACAUGUUUGAAGAUGAUCUUCCAAUUUCGUCCAUGAGGGAACUUCACGAGACCCUGCUCUCUGAAACAGAUGAUUUUAUAUAUGAACAAUGGGUUGCACGCGUCAUUAAUUGUAGCAGUGAGUAUAUUUCAAGAAAUAGAUCUGAAAGCGGAGCAGCUGCCACAACAGCUGAUAACAAUCUGUCAACAGCUCACUCACGUGCUGACUAUCCACCCUUCUCUGUGUUAAAUCUUAUUGGCGUAGUUAAUACUUAUCCAAAAUAUGGAUCGUUUGGAACCGCUUGGUCUCCUUCAAAUCGUUCAUUUGGUUUUGGCUCUUUGGAAUUUUUAGAGUUUGAGAUUGAAGAGGACAUGCACAUCACCGAGAUCAGAAUUUUCGAAACAUUUUGCCCAGGAGGAGUUUUCAAAAUUUCACUCUGGGACCGAGCGAACCAGUGCUGGGAUACAAUAUGGCUUGGAAAACCCUACGACACAAAUUGCAGAAUGAUGGAGCGUGCCAGAGUUUUUGCUCCAAAACUUUUCACGAGAGAAUACGCUACAAAUAGAGUUCGUAUUGAUUUGGAUUUAAGAAAGUCUCCCUCUGGAUGGACAGAAAUUGAUGGAAUUCUAGUUAGAGGCUAUUUGCAUUACAAGGAUAGAUUGUCUAUACUGGCUCGUCAACAAUUACAAACCAAAAAGGAUACUAUUAGCCUCAAUAAGGAGAUUUUACACUUCCCAUAUUCAUAUCUUUCUCAUUCGCCUUUUGAUUAUCAAUUCGGUGUCCUUUGUUUUGUUUAUACAGAAUCUAGUUAUUAUCACAUCAAUUCAACACUUGUUGUAAUUGGAGGAACUGAAUUGCUAAAAGAUGAAGUAUUUUUGGAGGUGACAUACUCUAAAGAUUACAUUGUUGCUGUUAAAUUAUUGAGCAACAAGACCUGUAUGGCCAUUGUGAAAAUGGCACGCGUGCCAGUCCAGUAUUGUGUUCAUAUCUAUGACAUUACACUUAAAAAGCUUACGAAAACAUUCGAGUUGAAAGAGUUACCGACAGAAGCAAAAGAAAUCAAAAUUUGGGAACUGACACAGCAAAUUAUUGCAUGUUCUGUGGAUCGAACAAUUUAUGUCUACGACAUUAGCCAUUCCAGUUCUGUCAAUAAUUGGCGUUUGUUACAUACAUUCGAAAGUCAUCACUCCACCAUCACUACACUUUCCCUUAACAUAGAACUCAUCGAUUUAUGCAAUGUGAUGGUCUCAGGGUCGGCAGACAAGACUGUAAAAGUAUGGAGUUUGCACACUGGAAAUUGUCUCAUGACUUUACCUCACCCUGGUCCAGUAUCUUGUGUUAAGAUCAUUGCAGCAGGAAGUAUGGUCGCUACUGCUUGCAUUAAUGAAUCUGUUAUUAGAAUUUGGAGUAUUUGUGGACGUGGUGCUGGAAAAUUAGUUCGAGUACUUGCUUUGCCAACUCUUUCGUCAUGCAACGAACAAAUUUUCACACAAAAAGAAAUCUAUUUUGAUGAGUCCUAUUUUAUUUAUUUUGAGAAAGGAACGAACGAGUACAUGCUUGGUAGAUUUUAUGAAUCUUCAGAGAGAGAACAAACAAAACAACAACAACCUGAAGGUGGAACUGAUGAGCAACAAAAUUUGUCAUCACAAACCGAAUAUGAAACUUGGGUUGGAGGUGGCAAGAAUAUCAUUCUUAACAAGUAUAAUAUUGUCAACAAGUAUCAAGGAAAUGCUGAUGCAUGUACAAUUUUGUAA